Molecule: messenger RNA, 1131 nt
Organism: Rhizopus microsporus ATCC 52813
Lineage: Eukaryota; Fungi; Mucoromycota; Mucoromycetes; Mucorales; Rhizopodaceae
Exons: 8
Coding region: 1-1131 (376 amino acids)
Biological process (GO): regulation of autophagy; positive regulation of TOR signaling; cellular response to amino acid stimulus
Cellular component (GO): Gtr1-Gtr2 GTPase complex; nucleus; fungal-type vacuole membrane
Molecular function (GO): GTP binding; GTPase activity
Source: RefSeq, a predicted model, not a curated record
AUGCAUAAUGAAUCUGACUUUGCAACGGACACUGUGAUUGAAGACCAAGUAUUAUCCGAUAAACCACGCAUUUUACUAAUGGGCCUUCAAAGAAGUGGCAAGUCAAGUAUUCAACGAGUUGUAUUUGGAAAAAUGCCGCCAAACGAUACCUUGUAUUUGGAAAGCACAACAAAGAUUCAAAAAGAAGAUAUAGCUCGCUCCUUUAUAGACUUUCAAAUAUGGGACUUUCCUGGACAAAUCGACUUCUUUGAUGAAAUGGCCUAUGAUCCACAGGAUAUAUUUGGAACGGUGGGAGCAUUGAUAUUCGUGAUAGAUGCGCAGGAUGAUUAUAGCGAGGCAUUACAUCGUUUAUUUACUACGGUGACAAGUGCUUAUCGAGUUAAUCCAAAUAUUACAUUUGAAGUGCUUAUUCAUAAAGUGGAUGGAUUAUCUGAUGAUUAUAAGAUUGAUACUCAAAGAGAUGUUCAACAAAGAAUGAGCGAUGCCUUGGCAGAUGCACAACUGGAAUAUAUCCAUCUCACAUACUAUCUCACGAGUAUUUACGAUAACUCAAUCUAUGAAGCAUUCAGUAAGAUCAUUCAAAAGCUGAUCCGUGAGUUACCCGCUUUAGAAAAUUUACUCAACGUUUUAUGUUCAAACUCGGGCAUUGAUAAAGCAUAUCUAUUUGAUACAUUAACCAAAAUAUACAUCGCAACAGACAGUUCACCUGUAGACAUGCAAUCAUAUGAAUUAUGUUCAGAUAUGAUUGAUGUUUGCAUUGAUGUUGAAUGUAUUUAUGGUGCACAAGGCGGCAGUCCGAUGAAUUUAUCCUUGAUGGACUCUACAGAGCGCUAUCAUCAAGAGAUAACCAAUGGAAACGGCAUAGACUCUGAAAGUGUAAUAGAACAACAAGAGGAAGAAAAACCAAAGCAAUAUGAGACUGAGGCAUCUAGUCUGAUCAAACUGGAUAACGGAGAUGUGCUUUAUAUGAGAGAAGUCAAUAGGCUGCUAGUGCUGAUAUGCUUAUUGAGACAAGAUAAUUUUGAAAAACAUGGUUUAAUUGACUAUAACUUCCAAUGUUUCAAAGAAGCAGUAACUCAAGUCUUUGAGUUUUCACGAAAACGAAACACACAACAAAGACAACUACAUUAA